GAGAGAAACAGAGAGAGAGAGAAAGUUUUACGACCCAUUUCUUCUCCGCUGACAUUGACUGCAUCUCGCCGACCGCAUAUCCUCCAUCCACACCCGCAGCCUUGACUAGCCCUCCUAUUCACGCAUUCGCGCGACUGUGGUUGCCGCCUAAUCCGCCAACAUGUCGUCGGUCUUACGAAGCGUGAAGAAUGUCACCAAAGGCUACUCCUCCGUCCAGGUCAAAGUCCGAAAUGCAACCAGCAAUGACCCAUGGGGUCCAACAGGCGCAGACAUGGCCGAUGUUGCCAGAAUUACCUACAACAGCUCCACCGAUUUUUACGAAGUUAUGGACAUGCUGGACAAGCGAUUGAACGACAAAGGGAAGAACUGGAGACACGUGCUGAAGAGUCUGAAAGUGCUGGAUUACUGCCUGCACGAAGGGUCGGAAUUGGUGGUCACAUGGGCUAGGAAGAACAUCUAUAUCAUCAAGACUCUGCGCGAGUUCAUUCACAUUGACGAGGAUGGCAGGGAUGUGGGCGCCAGCAUCCGACACUCCGCGAAGGAGCUGACAUCCCUCAUCUUGGACGAGGAACGACUGCGCGCGGAGCGAACCAAUCGCGGAUCGUGGAAGUCGCGCGUUACUGGACUCGAGGAGUUUGGUCUCGGAGGAGAUCCAACGCCCAGGCAGCGAGAGCAAGUGCGGAGACGACCACAAAACGACGACGAUGAUCUCGAGUACAAGUUAGCAUUGGAGGCGUCAAAGAAUGAAGCCGAGCUAGACGCAGAAAGAAGGGCACAGCGCAGUGGUUUCGACACGGAUGAUGAUCUGGCCAAGGCCAUUAAGCUGAGCAAGGAGGAAGAAGAGCUGCGCAAACGGCAAUUGGAGGAUCAGCAGCAGGAAGACCUACUGUUCGACAAUACUCCCGAUCAGGCGCCCCAACCGACGGGCUUCAACCAGGGUUAUCAACAGCAGGCCGCGGUCGAUUGGUUUGGGAACCCUUUGCAGUCGCAGCAGACGGGCUACCUGAACAACGCCUACAGCCAGCCUACUGGUCUCCAACCACAGCAGACAGCGUUCCAGAACGGAUACGGCUAUCAGCAACCACAACAGACUGGCUGGGAACAGAUGCAGCAGCCCGCCCAGCAGUUCAUCCAACCCCAGAGCACCUACAAUCCUUGGGGUAAUCAGAUGACCGGACAGCAACAGCCGCAACAACAGGCGAUACAGGAGCAACCUACAGCGCAAGCAGGCUCGAACAACCCAUGGGCGAGCAAUAAUACCACACUAUCGACCCCCAUUUCCGCACAGCCUACUGGGUCCAACAACCCGUUUGCGACGCACACUCAACAACGACAAACCUCGUCGCCCUUCCGCCAGCCAACUCUCGAUACACUACGAGAACAACAAACGACCCAGCAAUUCCAAUCCCGACCAAACCCCAUCCAGAAUUUCUCCGCACCUCCACCGGUACCAUCUCCUGUGCAACCACAACAAACCUCCCGUCCACCACAAGACCCAUACCAAGCUAAGCUAAACUCUCUUCUCGCGAGCGGCGAAGGGCAGGAUACUUUUGGAAAUGUCGGUGACAUGCGUAUUCCCGCUCAGCACACGGCACCUGGCACCUAUGUCAAUUCGGCUGGUGCGGGGUCCAUGGGUCGACUCGAGGCAGCCAAGACUGGCACCAACCCAUUCUUCAGCCAAGCACCAACGCAAUACCCCGCUCAGACUGGUCCCGCUGCACAGUUUGGUGGGCCUGGAGCUGGAUUUGGAGGGAACAAUCCCUUUGGGCCCAGACCUGGACAACCGCAGCAGCAGAGUCAAGGCGGGAGCUUGAUUGAUCUCUAGGAGAGCAGUGAAGACUCAUGAGCCAGGUCGAGCGCGUGCGACUUGGGGAAUGAAAAGAUGAGAAGAGAUAUUUUCGAUGUGAUUGAAAUGAGUGGCGAUGAUCGUGUGGAAAGACCAGAGCCGAAGGCGAGUAGGCGAGGUGGCGAAAUUGGAUGGGAUGAGAGAAGAUUACGAUUGCGGUCGUACUCUCUCGACGAGCGCAUCAACGGCGUGUUCGUUGCAAAAAAUGGAAAGAAAGGAGUCGUGCGUAUGAUGAGGGGAUGGAAGGGCAGAGGGGAGCAAUUACCCGACUGUUGUUGUUGUUGUUUUCUUUGGUUGGCAUUUCUCCCUUGCGGCAUUCAUGUUGUGCUUUUCCUUUUCUACUACUAGAUACCCACAGUCGAACCAUUUCGUCGGCUGCGAGUGAGUGAGUGAGUGAGUGAGUGAGUGUUUGCUCGGGUACGGCGUUCAUGGUGUGAUAGGUGUCAAUCCUUGCUUUUGUUGUGAUUUGGGUCAGCAUGGUCUGUCUAAGGUAGGUACCUAGGUAGCUACCGUAGUAGUAAGUAGAAAUCUGAC
Messenger RNA from Sphaerulina musiva SO2202, 2380 nucleotides. Its product is annotated as ENTH-domain-containing protein. The record is from RefSeq and is a predicted model, not a curated record. Gene Ontology annotation, molecular function: clathrin binding; phospholipid binding. NCBI's taxonomy places the organism in Eukaryota, Fungi, Ascomycota, Dothideomycetes, Mycosphaerellales, Mycosphaerellaceae. The coding region runs from base 161 to 1825 and encodes 554 amino acids. Gene Ontology annotation, cellular component: endosome; clathrin vesicle coat; plasma membrane. Gene Ontology annotation, biological process: endocytosis; actin filament organization. The transcript is spliced from 4 exons.